AUGGAAAGAAAUACGACGUACUGGAGGCCGAACGACAUACGAUUUGUUCUCCUUGAUGGUAAUGAAGUUCGAACAUUUGAAAAGAUAUUCAAAUUCCCGAUGCCGAACAUUAAACUUCAGAGUUCUGAUGGAGAGGUUUUUGAAGUAGAUGUCGAAAUUGCGAAAUGCUCGGUCACAAUCAAAACCAUGCUUGAAGAUCUUGGAAUGGAUGAGGAUGAAGAGGAAGUUGUGCCUCUUCCUAAUGUUAACUCUGCUAUUCUGAAGAAAGUAAUUCAGUGGGCGACCUACCAUAAGGAUGAUCCUCCCCCACCUGAAGAUGAUGAGAACAAAGAGAAAAGGACCGAUGAUAUAAGCAGCUGGGAUGCUGAUUUCCUGAAGGUGGAUCAAGGAACACUCUUCGAGUUAAUUUUGGCUGCAAAUUAUCUUGAUAUAAAAGGCCUUCUGGAUGUUACAUGCAAAACUGUUGCUAAUAUGAUUAAGGGGAAAACUCCGGAAGAAAUUCGCAAGACAUUCAACAUCAAGAAUGACUUCACAGCAAGUGAGGAAGAACAAGUUCGCAAAGAAAAUGAAUGGUGUGAAGAGAAAUGAACUGUAAACUUCUUUAAUAAUUUGGUUAUUUCCAUUCUAUGUAUUUCAUGUCAGACCUUCAGUUAUUUCCACAAACAGGUUUUAAGGAUGUUUGAAUGUGCAGCUGAAAUUUUGAUUUUAGGAGAAUGUGAUUCUCACAAUUGGCAAAGUGUCUUUGGGUACAGUAAGAGAAACUUAAGUAUUCGUGAUUAACAAGUAAUAUCUUUUCCUUACUUUCAUGCUUCUUUUUAUGAAGACCAGACCUCAUAAAGAAUCUGGUAUCUAUUGUAAAUAUUUAAUUACAGGAAUAAAGAAGUAGCGAGUUUAA
Messenger RNA from Gryllus bimaculatus (two-spotted cricket), 895 nucleotides. NCBI's taxonomy places the organism in Eukaryota, Metazoa, Arthropoda, Insecta, Orthoptera, Gryllidae. The record is from the annotation of a GenBank genome assembly.